Molecule: messenger RNA, 603 nt
Organism: Haemonchus placei
Lineage: Eukaryota; Metazoa; Nematoda; Chromadorea; Rhabditida; Trichostrongylidae
Source: the annotation of a GenBank genome assembly
ACUUUCAGCUGGAAGAGAUUUGAUGUGGAUCGAGACAAAAUCUGCAUCGCUGGUGAUAGUGCUGGUGGAAAUCUGGCAGCUGUUGUCUCGCAGCGGUUAGCGGGAAGAAAUGAGAACUUCAUCAAGUGCCAAAUCCUCAUCUAUCCUGUGAUCCACGUCUUCGCUUUUCAACUGCCAUCCUAUUUGGCCUACUGCGAUAGGUACAACGGCACAUCGCUUUUAAAUCCUCGCGCUAUGGCUAGAUGGAUACUUCUUUAUUUGGGUUUACCUGCUCAUAAGAAAAACGUCGAAUUAGAAAAGAAGCCGCGUAAGGCCGAAGAUGAGGACCUUUUACAAAUGUUUUCCAUAAAAGGAGCUAAUCCUGAUGUUUCUUCACUAUUAGGAGUCACAAAGGAUCUACCGCCAGCUUUCGUACUUACCGCUGAAUACGAUAUUUUGAGAGACGAAGGAAUUCAAUAUGCAGAAAAAUUACAAAAAGAAGGGGUUCCGUGUAAAUGGAAACACUACAAGUCUGCAUACCAUGGUGUGUGCAACAUGCCGUACAGCUUGGUUCGACGAAACAUCACUCGAGACAUUUGUGAUUUUCUAAAGAAUUUUAUUUGA